AAGCUUCCUCCCCGCCGGGACGGGACGGGACGGAGCUGCCGGCACGGGCGGUGACAGCGGGGGACGCGAUGGCGGCGGGAGCCAGCCGGAGGCUGCAGCGGUCCCUGCUGCUCCUGGCCCUCACCUGGGGUGCCACUUUUGUCCCCUGGCCAGCCCAGGCUUUGCAGAGGAUCGCCCUGCGGAGGAUGCCCUCCAUCCGCCAGACGCUGCAGGAGAUGGGGGUGAAGGUGCGGGAGGUGUUCCCGGAGCUGCGCCGGGGCACACGCGGAGGAGGGGACGGUCCCCGCAACGGGACAGCGCCCACCCUCCUCACCAACUACCUGGAUACCCAAUAUUUCGGCGAGAUCAGCAUCGGGACCCCCGCGCAGACCUUCAAGGUGGUCUUUGACACGGGCUCGGCCAACCUGUGGGUGCCGUCCUACAAGUGCUCCCCCCUCUACAGCGCCUGUGUGUCCCACAGCCGCUACGACUCCUCCAAGUCGCGCACCUACAUCGCCAACGGCACCGGCUUCGCCAUCCGCUACGGCACCGGCAGCGUCAAAGGCGUCCUCAGCCAGGACAUCGUCACGGUGUCGGACAUCCCGAUCAUCCAGGUGUUCGCCGAGGCCACGGCGCUGCCCGCCUUCCCCUUCAUCUUCGCCAGGUUCGACGGCGUGCUGGGCAUGGGCUACCCCGGGCAGGCCAUCGACGGCAUCACCCCCGUGUUCGACCGCAUCCUGGCGCAGCAGAUCCUGCAGGAGGACGCGUUCUCCGUCUACUACAGCCGCGCUUCCAAGAAUUCUCCCCUGAAACCCGGCGGGGAAAUCAUCCUGGGAGGCAGCGACCCCGCCUAUUACACCGGCGACUUCCACUACCUGAACGUCAGCAGGAGCGGCUUCUGGCAGAUCAGCAUGAAGGGGGUGUCCGUCGGAGCCGAGAUCCUGUUCUGCAGGGAGGGCUGCUCGGUGGCCGUGGACACGGGAGCCUCCUACAUCACCGGCCCCGCCGGCCCCGUGUCCGUGCUCAUGAAAGCCAUCGGGGCCACCGAGGUGGCCGAGGGAGAGUACGUGGUGGACUGCGAGCAGGUGCCUCAGCUGCCCAACAUCUCCUUCCACCUGGGAGGGAAGGUUUAUGGCCUCAGUGGCCCUGCCUACGUCCUGCGGCAAUCCCAGUACGGGGAGGACGUGUGCGUGGUGGCUUUCUCCGGGCUGGACAUUCCCCCUCCGGCCGGUCCCCUCUGGAUCCUGGGCGCCACCUUCAUCGGUCACUACUACACCAAAUUCGACCGGCGCCACAACCGCAUCGGCUUCGCCAGCGCCCGCUGAGGGCCCGGGGGAUCCGGGGGGAUCCGGGGGGGUCCGGGGAUGGAGAACCAGCCCCGAGGAGCUGCCGGAGCCCCGGGAAGCAGCGAGGGAACAGCAGCUCCCUCCCAGCUCUGCCACCUCCUCUCUGUCACUGCAGCGGCUCCCAAACCUCGCCCGCUCCCACUCCCAAACCCCCGCGCUGCUUCCCGGGAGCUUCUCCUGCAGCCGAGAGCUGAGCCUGGAGCUGGGCUGGGAAUCCCAGCGGGAUCCUGCGGCCGGAGCGGCUCCUCCGGGCGUUUUUGGGGUGAUGUGCAAGGCCAGGAGCAGCACGCGGUGGUUGAGGGAUGGUUCGUGCCCGUUCCUAAAUCGCGGGGGGAAAUAAUCCGUGUUUAAUGAUAGUUUUAGCCCCGCCCCUCUUCAUGAAUUUGAUAUUAAACAAUUUAA
Molecule: messenger RNA, 1727 nt
Organism: Poecile atricapillus (Black-capped chickadee)
Lineage: Eukaryota; Metazoa; Chordata; Aves; Passeriformes; Paridae
Gene: REN
Product: renin
Exons: 10
Coding region: 69-1304 (411 amino acids)
Biological process (GO): angiotensin maturation
Molecular function (GO): aspartic-type endopeptidase activity
Source: RefSeq, a predicted model, not a curated record